GGGUUCCCCGGGGUCCCGAUAAGGCGGUGUCACGGGGGCGUGGCCGCAGUUGGGGGCGUGGCCAUCGGGGCGGGUCCCCGGGGGUCCCGGCACGGCGCCGUCAUGGCGGGGGUGUUCGACAUCGACCUGGAGACCGAGGAGGGCAGCGACGGGGACGAGCCCGAGCUGGGAGCCGAGAUGGAGCUGGAGCCCCGGGGGAACGGCCUGGAGCCGGUGGGACACUAUGAAGAGAUCGAGAUUUCCGAGAGCAGCGUCAACAAUGGCCCCGAGCACAUCGGCCCCCACUGCUUCGAGCUGCUCCGCGUGCUGGGCAAGGGUGGCUACGGCAAGGUGUUCCAGGUGCGCAAAGUGCAGGGCACCAACACGGGGAAGAUCUUCGCCAUGAAGGUCCUGAAGAAGGCCAAGAUCGCCUGCAACGCCAAGGACACGGCACACACCCGGGCGGAGAGGAACAUCCUGGAGGCCGUCAAGCACCCCUUCAUCGUCGACCUCAUCUAUGCCUUCCAGACGGGUGGCAAGCUCUACCUCAUCCUGGAGUGCCUCAGCGGUGGAGAGCUCUUCAUGCAGCUGGAGCGGGAAGGGAUCUUCCUGGAGGACACUGCCUGUUUCUACCUGAGCGAGAUCACUCUGGCACUGGGUCACCUGCAUUCCCAUGGGAUCAUCUACCGGGAUCUUAAGCCAGAGAAUAUUAUGCUCAAUAGCCAAGGUCACAUCAAGCUGACAGACUUCGGGCUGUGCAAGGAGUCCAUCCACGACGGAGCCGUCACCCACACCUUCUGCGGCACCAUCGAGUACAUGGCCCCCGAGAUCCUGGUGCGGAGCGGGCACAACCGGGCGGUGGACUGGUGGAGCCUGGGCGCCCUGAUGUACGACAUGCUCACCGGAUCGCCGCCGUUCACUGCCGAGAACCGCAAGAAGACCAUCGACAAGAUCCUCAAGGGGAAGCUGGUGCUGCCGCCGUACCUGACACCCGAUGCUCGGGAUCUCCUCAAGAAGUUCCUCAAGCGGAAUCCCAGCCAGAGGGUUGGGGGUGGUCCUGGUGAUGCGGCCGAUGUGCAGAAACAGCCUUUCUUCCGCCAUAUCAACUGGGAGGACCUGCUGGCGCGCAGGCUGGACCCCCCCUUCAAACCCUGCCUGCAGUCGGAGGAGGACGUGAGCCAGUUCGACACCCGCUUCACCCGCCAGACCCCCGUGGACAGCCCCGACGAUGCUGCCAUCAGCGAGAGCGCCAACCAGGCCUUCCUGGGCUUCACCUACGUGGCCCCCUCCGUUCUGGAGAGCAUCAAGGAGGGGUUCUCCUUCCAGCCCAAGGUGCGCUCCCCCCGCCGCCUCAACAGCAGCCCCCGCACCCCCGUCAGCCCUGUGAAGUUCUCCCCCUUCGAGGCGUUCAAGCCAGUGGCCCCAGGCGACCCCAUGGAGUUGGGGCCCCCUCAGCCCCCCCCACCCGAGGGCACGGCCCCCCUGCCCAUCAAACCCUCAGGGGGGGCCAAGAAGCAGAAGGGGGGCCGGGGGCGGGUGCCCAGGUAGG
Messenger RNA from Catharus ustulatus (Swainson's thrush), 1528 nucleotides. RefSeq names its product ribosomal protein S6 kinase B2 (gene RPS6KB2). The transcript has 15 exons. NCBI's taxonomy places the organism in Eukaryota, Metazoa, Chordata, Aves, Passeriformes, Turdidae. Gene Ontology annotation, molecular function: ATP binding; protein serine/threonine kinase activity. The record is from RefSeq and is a predicted model, not a curated record. Gene Ontology annotation, biological process: signal transduction; protein phosphorylation. Bases 103 to 1527 code for a protein of 474 amino acids.